Molecule: messenger RNA, 2905 nt
Organism: Trachymyrmex septentrionalis
Lineage: Eukaryota; Metazoa; Arthropoda; Insecta; Hymenoptera; Formicidae
Product: DNA repair and recombination protein RAD54B-like
Exons: 12
Coding region: 56-2905 (949 amino acids)
Biological process (GO): double-strand break repair via homologous recombination; reciprocal meiotic recombination
Cellular component (GO): nucleus
Molecular function (GO): ATP-dependent chromatin remodeler activity; ATP binding; DNA translocase activity
Source: RefSeq, a predicted model, not a curated record
UACUGACUGAUUGCAGAUUGCUGUUGUACAAUUUCAGUAGUUUAACAAUUUAUUCAUGUAUCGAAACAGACCUGUAAAGGGAUUCAUAUCCCCUUUAAUCGUUCAACAACAAACGAACACCGAGGAAUGUAAUGAAAAUGAGAUAUCCGCGUAUCAGGAAAAAACGCCGAGCGAUUUAGUGAAAAAGCCUAUCCGGAACAACUCUCAAAUGUUAUAUUUGUUCGAAAAUGUAACUCAAAAAGAUGAGAUCGGAUGCGAUAAUGUCAAUGUGAAAAAUUCAUCAAGGAAACGAAAUGCUAAUUCUCCGAUAUGCGAAAAGAAAAUGUCGAUCACUGAUUCCCCCCAAACGACAGCAAAAAUUGUUUUUAACGUGGUGUACAGUAAGAAAAAACACAAAACAUGGGAUGACGAUGGUUUACUAGAAGUAACUGGGAAAAAUGCAAUUCUUAAGAAUUCAAAUGGUAAUAUUAUAGGAAGAACUACAAUUAGUUCAAAUAAUAUGGCAGAAGGUUCUAAAUUAAUUAUAGAAAGCAAACAAGUAGAGAUUAUAGAUAAAGUGUCGACAGAGCAAUCUAUAUCACAGAAGAGCCCUGAAGUAGAGGAACCAUUGCAAAAAAAACUUAAAACAUCCACUGUAUGUGCAUUUCAGUCACCAAAGAAAAAUAAAAAUGCUACAGCUUGUGAGGAAAAAGCAUCAACUGAAAAUUCACCCGAGGCAAAAAUAAAAACCAGGUUCAAUGUGAUGGUCAGCAAAGUAACUUCGAAGAAACAUAAAACAUGGGACAGCGAUGGUUUGUUAGAAAUUGUUGGGAAAAACGCUAUUCUUAAGGAUUUGGAUGAUAAUAUCAUUGGAAAAACUACAAUUAAUCCAAGUAAUGCAGUAGAAGGAGCUAGAUUAAUUAUAGGGAAUAAACAAGUAGAGAUUAUAGAGCAACUGUCACAAGAACUAUCUAUACCAGAGAAGAGUCUUGAGAAAACAGUAGAGGAACUAUCAAAGAAUAAGUUUAAAGCAUCUUCCACACAUUCAUUUAUGCCCUUGUUUUCAUCCACAAAAGGAUUAGCAUUAAAUAGUGAGCCUUUAGUGAUGCCUUAUUUGAAUUCUACUGAAUCGAUAAACCAAGAAGAACAGGAAAUCUUGGUUGAUUCCUGUUUAGUAACAAAGCUUAGAGAGCAUCAACGCCAUGGAAUUGUGUUUCUUUAUGAAUGUUUAAUGGGACUAAAGGUACCAAAUUAUUUUGGUGCAAUCUUGGCUGAUGAAAUGGGUCUUGGUAAAACCUUACAAUGUAUCACAUUAAUUUGGACAAUGUUGAAGAAGGGUCCAUAUGGCAAACCGAUUAUAAAACGUGUAUUAAUAGUAACACCUAGUAGCUUGUGCAACAAUUGGGAAAAGGAAUUUGUAAAAUGGUUAGGUUCCCACAGGAUACUUCCAUAUGUUAUAGGUGGAAAAAAUAAGCCUAAAGAUUUUAUAAAAUAUCCGAGAAAUUCGGUCAUGAUUAUUAGUUACGAAAUGUUCAUUAAAUGUCAUACAGAAAUUAAUGAAAUGGCCUUCGAUUUGAUUGUGUGUGAUGAAGGCCACAGAUUAAAAAAUAGCAAUAUUAAAGCAGCAAAAAUGUUAAACGAGAUAAAUUGUAAGAAACGAAUUGUUUUGACGGGUACGCCCAUACAAAAUGAUUUGAAAGAAUUUUAUGCACUGAUCGAUUUUGUUAAUCCUGGCAUUCUUGGCACAUCUAAUGAAUACAAGAGUUAUUACGAGGAACCUAUUGUCACAGCACAAUAUUCUUCUGCCGAUGAUGAUGUUCUCAGUCUGGGAAAUAAAAGAUCCGCAGAAUUAUAUAAACGUACCAAAUCUUUUAUUUUAAGACGGUCGCAAAAAGCGAUAAACAAAUAUCUACCAUAUAAAUAUGAAAUAGUCUUAUUUUGCUCUUUAACCAAGAAACAAAAAGAUUUAUAUUCUCUUGUUACUGAUGCUUGGUUCAACAAAAUUUGUCUAGAAGACAAAAGUAACAUACAUUUAUCUAUCAUUACUGCUCUUAAAAAAAUUUGCAACCAUCCAAAUCUGUUCCUAAACGAAGAAGAGAAAGCAUUAUAUAACGUUUUAUCAAAAUCAUCAUAUAUAUCACAAAUAAAACGAGAUGAAAAUUUUACAGAGUAUUGUGGAAAAAUCACAAUUGUACAGACAUUAAUGAGAAAUUUGAAAAAGACUGAUGAGAAAUUGGUGUUAGUCUCUUAUUACACACAGACUCUUGAUCUUCUUGAGACCAUAUGCUACAAGGAAAGAUUAAAAUUCUUAAGAUUAGAUGGUGCUACUUCAAGUACUAUACGAUUGAAAAUUACCGAGCAAUUUAAUACGCAAACCGAUAAUAGCAAAGUUCUAUUGCUAAGUGCAAAGGCAGGUGGUGUUGGUUUGAAUUUACCUGGAGCAUCUAGACUUGUUUUAUUUGAUUCUGAUUGGAAUCCUGCAUCUGAUAUGCAAGCAAUGGCAAGGAUUUGGAGAGAUGGACAGAAGAGGAAUGUUUACAUUUAUAGAUUAUUAACCACAGGUACGAUAGAAGAAAAAAUAUAUCAAAGACAAAUUAGCAAAGCCAAUCUGAGUGAGACUGUAGUGGAUCUGAAUUACCUUGGAUCUUUAAAAUUAUCUACUGCAGAGCUAAAGGAUUUAUUUACGUUGGCAAGUGAUACAAUUUCGUUAACACAUGAUUUAAUGAAUUGUUCUUGUUCUGAUAAGAAUGAACAUAUAUUUUCUGAAGAAUUAAAAGAAAAUAAUAAUGAGACUCGAGACUGUCAAUUUAUACUGUAUGAGAAACCAUCUCAACAAAAUUUAACUAUAAAUCAGCUUCGAGAUUGGCAGCAUUACAAAAAGCCAAUUCCAUCUGACGUUAUGCAGGUAAUAAACUGUUUAGUUUGA